CCCGUCGACCUCGUGUUCACCUCUACUGCUGCGCCUCCACACAUUACUACUGUAGGGGGAUGUGGCCGAGGAUGUGGUGGGUGUGUGUGGUGGUAGGUGUGGUGUGGUGGCAGACUGAGGUAGUAUCGGGACAGCUGGACGAGACCAAAUACCGAUACGCCAGCACCCUUGAGUACACCAUCCUCAAUACUACUGACGUCUACGAUGUCAACAACAGGUGUCGCUGCAGGAGGAAGUGUCUGGAGGUGGAGCAGUGUGUUGGGAUCAGCAUUCCCCGUGACCCGGACAACUUCCAGUGUAAAGCCCUUGUCGACGCCAACCCCGGGAGUGUCUUUAUCAAUGACAGCCCUGACCACGACUCAUUUGUCAAGAUAUACUACAUGUCGAGUGUGACUACAACAACUACCAACGCCCCAACUGUGGGUCCCGUCUUGUUGCCGGCUGGGGGGAGAGAUGAUGCUGAAUGGAAGUGUCGGAAACAAGGACAAACAUUGGCCGUCCUCAGAACACAACAAGACUUGGUUAACUUUCUUCAACAAGUACCAGACACAAGCGGGACUUAUGUCCACCUAGCGCUGCAGUACAAAAGGAGCCAUGCCUUUUGGACACCCCGUGACGAGCCGUUCUCUACCACUGAAUUGGGACAAAAGCCUCUCCCGUUCGAUCUCGAUGGCAAAGACUUCGUCCUGAGCUCUUACAGCCUUGCAGGCAAAACCAUUGAAAGGUUCAAACGCCUGAAUGAACAUUUCAACACUUACGGCGUACACUGUAUGAACAUUACAGGCGGCUUCCCCCCAAAUUACACUAACUUCGUCUUCAGUGGAGUAUGGCAGGGUUAUAAUUACGCCAGUGGUCAUUGUUCGAACCAGAACCAAGAGUUGGCCGUGUAUAAGACCGAGGCAGAAUACCAGAAGCUGCUGACGGAGGCGAUGCCCAGCAAGGAAGACAAUUUUCUGGCUCUGAAGUACAACAGCGAUAAUAUGCGUCUUGAGUGGGAUGAACCCAAUAUUCCCAUUAAAGUCACCCCCUUGGCCCACCUCGCUGACCUGCCCAUAACUGGGAACUCCGGUGACUGCCUCUAUCCUAAAGUGAAUAAAACUAAUCCUGCUGCUCCCUUUAUCGCCUCCUUCACGCGAGAUUCUUGUUCCGAAGAUGGUCAAGCUGUAUGUAUGGACGUGCCCAAGAUCGCUGAGCCCGGGCAGGUGUACAAGUACGAGGUUCGCCGGACUGUCGUUGACCAUUAUUCUUGGUUCAGGCCUCGGCGGGAAGGCUACCAGCUGGCUAUACUCAAGACACGAGAACAAGUCGACCAAGUCUUCAACCAGAUCAGUUCAGACAGUCCCACAUUAGUUAACGCUGUUGACGACUUCUUGGUAGCUCUCAGAUGGGAUUCUGAAGCUCAGGAACUCUUAUGGGAAGACGACACACCUUACUCAUCCACCCCCCUGGCCUCACACAGCAGCACCACCGAUGAACCCCAGGACAACAAAAACCACUAUCUCUUGCACCAAAAAGACGGGGUGUACAAAGGCUUCCGUGGUAAAGAUAAUUACGAUGAUACAGAGUACCAACUGUGGAUGAAACUGGUGCCCUAAGAAAGAAGACCUGCCCAGACAAGAGUGAUUUCGUUUUCGUGAUGCUAAUUUAAGGAUCUUGUUUUGGCUACUUAAAGAGUUACGUUCUAGUGUUUUCUCGCUAACGUGAUGCUGAUUUAAGGAUCUUGUUUUGGCUACUUAAAGAGUUACGUUCUAGUGUUUUCUCGCUAACGUGAUGCUGAUUUAAGGAUCUUGCUUUGGCCACUUAUAGGGUUACGUUCUAGUGUUUUCUCGCUAACGUGAUGCUGAUUUGAGGAUCUUGUUUUGGCCACUUAUAGGGUUACGUUCUAGUGUUUUCUCGCUAACGUGAUGCUGAUUUAAGGAUCUUGUUUUGGCUACUUAUAGGGUUACGUUCUAGUGUUUUCUCGCUAACGUGAUGCUGAUUUAUGGAUCUUGUUUUGGCCACUUAUAGGGUUACGUUCUGGUGUUUUCUCGCUAACGUGAUGCUGAUUUAAGCAUCUUGUUUUGGCUACUUAUAGGGUUACGUUCUAGUGUUUUCUCGCUAACGUGAUGCUGAUUUAUGGAUCUUGUUUUGACCACUUAUAGGGUUACGUUCUAGUGUUUUCUCGCUAACGUGAUGCUGAUUUAAGGAUCUUGUUUUGGCCACUUAUUGGGUUACGUUCUAGUAUUUUCUCGCUAACGUGAUGCUGAUUUAUGGAUCUUGUUUUGACCACUUAUAGGGUUACGUUCUAGUGUUUUCUCGCUAAUAUGAUGCUGAUUUAAGGAUCUUGUUUUCGUUUUUUGUAGUCGUGUGUGGUGUGACGUGAUAUUUGAUCUAUAUAUAUAAACAUUAUUUUAUAUAUCAAUCUACACAUGCAUAGCAAAUAGAUUUUGUGAUCUAAGUUGGUUUGUAUUUAGGACUUAAAAACUAUAAUACAUUAAUGUAAUCAAACUUACAAUUAUAUUUAUGUAAUGUUGGGAAUAGAAUUAUAUUAAAGACCACCAGAUUGAGUCACCCAUUUAUGACUCUCUCUCUCUCUCUCUCUCUCUCUCUCUCUCUCUCUCUCUCUCUCUCAUUACGGACUUCUCUGAUUAUUCCAUCUAAUUAUUUCAGUGACCUUAUAUUUUCUCAACAGUGUGGCCUCUGUGUGCUCUGAAUGACAUUAUUACUCAAACUAAAACAUACAAUCAGACACAUCUUUCGCACUACACAUAAGAAGGAAAGUUAGAUGAUAAAAGUGUGUAAUAUAUUAUAAGAAAAGGAUAUAUUUAAAGAUUCGUAAGAUAUUUGUAGAUAAGAGAGAAGUGAUAUGGAAAGAUGUAUACCUUGACACGGGGGGAUGAGGGGGAGGUGAUGAUAUAGGAAGUGAGUGAAGUAGGAUCUUGUUACUGAUAAGAUAAUAAGAAUGACUUUUGUGUAAUGUUAGUGGGAUUUUGUUACUGAUAAGAUAAUAAGAAUAAGUUGUGUGUAAUAAUAGUGAUUAGAGAUAAGUUAUGUCACUUGUAGGUUAGUAGUGUAUUAGGAUAAUGUGCAGAUGUAAAAUAAUUAGUUGAAAGAUCAGCUAUCCCAAGUUAUUACAGGUGAUGUUUAACUAACCUAACCUAACCCUUCACAGGUAACGUUAGGGCGAUUAAUUAUCAAGUGUAAUAAGCUGGGUGAAGAGAAUAAUUAAUAGGUAGUCCCAAGUAUUGUAUUUUCACUGAACUUCAUCACCAAAACAAUGCUAAUGUUAAGAGGUCUCACACAAUCGGCCAGUAUCGCGUAAAACACCUUUCAAACAAUCAUGGCAUCUUAUUAAAUUGUUGAUUGCAGUUGAUAUCCUUCGUGUGAGUUUGAAUUUAGAAAUGAAA
Molecule: messenger RNA, 3386 nt
Organism: Homarus americanus (American lobster)
Lineage: Eukaryota; Metazoa; Arthropoda; Malacostraca; Decapoda; Nephropidae
Exons: 9
Coding region: 60-1595 (511 amino acids)
Source: RefSeq, a predicted model, not a curated record